GCACUGACUCGGCGUAUUCACUUUUAUGUUAAUGCUUACUUAUUUUAGAACAAGUGUAUAAGUUGGAUUGCAUUAGCCGUAUCGGUUGGAUGUGCGUAGUUACGUUGUGAAUAUUUUUGGACACUUGUCGGUGUUUUACACCACUUUAUUAUUAUCUUUAAUUUAAACAAAUAUACAACUCCGUGGCUUGGCGUCAGGAACCCAACCCACGGUUUUAAACCUGUUAUCAAAAAGAACAUAGAAUGGCGUAUGGACUAGCUUUAUAGGUCCACUGAACCAAAAGAGCACCAAACCAAACCCUAGAACGAGUGUUUAUGGAUAGUUAAAAACCUGAGAACUACAGAAAAGUUAAAUCAAGUUAAAGCACUGGUGUAAGGGUGUAAUUUUUGGAGUUUCUGAGCCAUAAAAAAAAAAAAAAAAAUCAAGACAAAACUUAAACAAAACAUAAUAUAUCAAAUAAUAUAUCAAAAUGUCCGAAGAUGAAAUGGAAAGCUUUGAGAUUACUGACUAUGAUUUAGAACAUGAAUUUAACCCAGCCCGUCCUCGACAUAAACUUUCUAAGAGACAACAAAUGCUAGGAAUAUGGGCUGAUGAUAGCGACGAAGACGAUCUAUCUGCAAGACCAUCCUUUAAAACUUAUAACAAAGGUCCAAAGAAUUAUACAACACCAGUUAAUUUUGUUGCUGGUGGUAUUCAACAAGCAGGUAAACCAAAAGAAGAAGAUAAGGAUGAAGAAGAAAAAGACGAAGAAGAAGAGGCAGGAGAAUCCCAAACAAAGUAUCAAAGUAAUUCAAGUUCAGAAGAUGAAAAGCCAAAUAGUUCGUCACGACCAUCUUUCUCUCUAAAUUUAGACAGCGAUAUCGCAGGGUUACGCAAAAAACGUAAUCAAAUUAAUCCACUAUUGAUGAAAAGUGGCAUGGGAAGUUGGGAAGUUCAUACAAAGGGUAUUGGUGCAAAACUGUUAUUACAGAUGGGUUUUGAACCUGGUAAAGGUUUAGGUAAACAAUUGCAAGGAAUAAGUACGCCGGUGCAAGCACAUCUCAGAAAGGGAAGAGGUGCAAUUGGUGCAUAUGGUCCAGAAAAAAUACCAAAACUUGUAGAGAAAAAAGAAAGUAACGAAAUGGAAGAAACAUCAGAAUCUAAAUCCAAAUUGUCACAAUGGAGAAAAAGUGAUAGUAAUAAAAAAAAAGUUAAACACAUUUAUAGAAGUGUGGAUCAAGUUUUGGAAGAUGGAAAAGUAAAGCCUAAUAGAAAACUUCCAGUUUCUAGUGAUAUGAGCAAAGUCAAGGUUAUUGAUAUGACAGGGCCAGAACAGAGAAUUCUUAGUGGAUAUCAUGCGAUAUCUGGUGCUCAGCAGUGUCCAGAUGACACUGUGAUCACAUCUGAUAAAGAAUCUAAAGUAAACUUUGCUCUGCCCGAAUUACAACAUAAUUUAAAGUUACUCGUGGAUAUGUGCGAACAAGAUAUUAUUCAAAACGACCGACUGAUAAGACAUUUAAAUGAUAGAAAGAUUGCUUUAGAAGCAGAAAAAAAGAAUCUAUUUAAAGUUCUCGAUCACCACAGUCAACAAAUUGAGACUUUGGAGAACAUGCUUACGAUUGUGGAUAAAUUACUGAACACAACAAAUGAACUGUCUUUACAAGAGAUUGCUGAGGCGUUCAAGCAGUUACAAGAAAAUUAUUACGAAGAGUACAGAUUAUACGAACUUGGAGAAUUGGCAAGCAGUUUUGUAGCACCGAAACUAAAAGAUUAUUUGCUUAGUUGGAAUCCGUUAAUGCAACCAAAAGAACCGAUUAAGUUAUUCGUAACCUGGAAAGAUGUUUUAGAGAAAGGAACUAGUACGACUCUUCAAAUACAAACUAUGCAACCAUACGAUCAAGUAGUAUGGAGCGCGUGGAUGCCAUCAAUUAGAGGAGCCAUACAGCAAUGGACGUGUAGACAACCCGAUCCUCUGAUCGAAUUACUGGAACACUGGGUAUCAUUGUUGCCUACUUGGAUUUUAGAAAAUAUACUAGAUCUAUUAAUCUUACCAAAAUUGACAUUAGAAGUAGAAGAAUGGAAUCCUCUUACCGAUACUGUACCUAUUCACACGUGGAUUCAUCCUUGGUUGCCGUUAUUACGAAAUCGUUUGGAUACCUUAAUUUAUCCAAUAAUACGCAGAAAACUUGGAUCUGCAUUAGGAGGCUGGCAUCCAUCAGACAGAUCCGCUAGAUUAAUGCUUCAACCCUGGGCGGAGGUAUUUACCAAAGGGGACAUGGAAGCAUUUCUAGUCAAGAAUAUUCUUCCUAAAUUACAAAUAGCAUUAUCCGAGUUUGUUAUAAAUCCGCACGAGCAACACUUAGAUCAAUGGAAUUGGGUUUACGAGUGGAAAGAAUUGAUUCCUGUUCACAUAAUGGCAGGUCUACUUGACAAAUUCUUUUUCCCAAAGUGGUUACAAGUCUUGGCACUUUGGUUAAAUCAUUCACCUAAUUACGAUCAAGUUACAACCUGGUACAUGGGCUGGAAAGGAAUGCUAAGCGAUAAGUUAUUAGGAGAACCAAUAAUAAAAGAACAUUUCAAGAAAGCAUUAGAUAUGAUGAAUAGGGCUGUCAGCGGAUCACAAAAUCAUCAACCUGGCGCACUGGAACAAGUUUCGUAUCUGACGAGCUUAGAGAGAACUCAGCCAACAAUGCCGCAAAUAACACCUAUAGCACAACCGAGAAUGGAGAGACUCGCAGAAGCAGUACGAACAGCCUCACAAAUCCCACAAGGUUUCAAGGAUCUUGUACAAAAGAAAUGCGAGGAGAGGGGUAUAUUAUUCAUGCCGAUCUUGAACAGAUACAAGGAAGGCAAGCAAGUAUAUAAAGUAGGCAAUGUUCAGGCAUACAUUGAUGGAAACGUCGUGUUUGUAUGUCACAAUGGUACAAAUUGGAUGCCAACACAUUUAAAUGCUUUGCUCGAUAUGUCCGAACUUUGAGACAGAUUUAACCAAAUUAAAGC
Pseudomyrmex gracilis is the source of this 2979-nucleotide messenger RNA. RefSeq names its product tuftelin-interacting protein 11 (gene sip1). Gene Ontology annotation, molecular function: nucleic acid binding. Gene Ontology annotation, cellular component: U2-type post-mRNA release spliceosomal complex. The coding region runs from base 470 to 2956 and encodes 828 amino acids. Gene Ontology annotation, biological process: spliceosomal complex disassembly. NCBI's taxonomy places the organism in Eukaryota, Metazoa, Arthropoda, Insecta, Hymenoptera, Formicidae. The record is from RefSeq and is a predicted model, not a curated record. The transcript is spliced from 8 exons.